Molecule: messenger RNA, 669 nt
Organism: Bactrocera tryoni
Lineage: Eukaryota; Metazoa; Arthropoda; Insecta; Diptera; Tephritidae
Exons: 2
Coding region: 1-669 (222 amino acids)
Biological process (GO): DNA replication, removal of RNA primer
Molecular function (GO): nucleic acid binding; RNA-DNA hybrid ribonuclease activity
Source: RefSeq, a predicted model, not a curated record
AUGCACACCUGCCCGACAGCUGCAUUUGAGGCCCUGCUGGAGCUCACCCCGCUACACCUACUAAUUGGUCAAGUCGCCAAGUACACUCUGCUUCAAAUGACAGCAGAGGGGACUGGAAAAGGUAAAAUUAUCUCGUCCCAACGCAUGGAAGAGCUAAGUGGCAUCAUACCACUGGCUCCUCUUCCAAGGGACGGCAUUAACAAAAAGCUGAACUUCACUAAGAAGUUUAAGAUCACCCUCGGCAGCAAGGCUGAAUGGAGCGACUCCGCAUUCGAGCUGCUACUCAGGGAUAGCUCGAUUAGGUGGUACACCGACGGCUCGAAAACGUCGGAGGGAAUUGGCGCAGGGGUCGCAGGACCACGCACAAAACUCUCCAUACCUAUGGAGUUAAACCUCCAACGCGGCUAUCGCAACGAACGUAUAGCUAUACUCAGCGAUAGCCAAGCGGCACUCAAGGCGAUCUCGUCAUACGAGUUAAAAUCGCUAUUGGUGCAGGAGUGUAUAGACCGGCUCAACAGUCUUGCAGAAUGCAACCAGGUGCACCUUAUUUGGGUGUCAGGCCACAGAGGCAUCGCCGGUAAUGAACUGGCCGAUGAGCUUGCCCGCUCUGCAGCAUCCACCAGCAUGGUAGGACCGGAACCUUUCAUAGCGGUGGGUCCCACACCAUAA